Messenger RNA from Aphidius gifuensis, 3768 nucleotides. It is a transcript of the gene Cog1, whose product is annotated as conserved oligomeric Golgi complex subunit 1. Gene Ontology annotation, biological process: intra-Golgi vesicle-mediated transport. The record is from RefSeq and is a predicted model, not a curated record. Gene Ontology annotation, cellular component: COG complex; Golgi apparatus. Bases 86 to 2821 code for a protein of 911 amino acids. Lineage: Eukaryota; Metazoa; Arthropoda; Insecta; Hymenoptera; Braconidae. The transcript is spliced from 6 exons.
CAAUCAGCUGUUUAUAAAUUUACAACCCCUAAAUUUUUAUAAUAAAUAAACACAGAUAAACAGCACCAAAGAUUUAUCUAAUAAAAUGUCAAAUAAAAGUGAAUAUAUUGAUAUGGAUAUAAAUAAAUUAUUUGAAGAUAAUUAUAUAAAAGAUAUUGAAAAAAUACAAAAGAAUAUUCAAGUUGAUAGUGAUUGGAAAAAAGUUGAAUUACGAACAUUAGUUGGAGAAAGAUAUAGAGAUUUAAUAAAAGCUGCUGAUACAAUUGCUGAAAUGAAAGUAACAUCAGAAAAUGUUAUAAAAAGAAUAACAAAUAUUGAGGAUACAUUUAAAGAUUUAGAAAAAAAAUAUUCAAUUGGUUUUAAAAUUGAUUUACCAGAUAAACAUAAUGAUAAAAUUAAAAAAAAUAUAUCAGAUGCUGUUGUUGUACAAAUUAAAAUAUUAAUGGAUAUACCAGAAUUUAUAUGGUCAGCAAUUGAUGAUAAUAAUUUUUUACGUGCAAGUCAAUUAUUUAUACUAGCACAACAUGUUAAUUACAGUGUUAUAUUUGAAGUUGGACAAUCAAUAUUAACACAAAAAUAUCCAUUAGUAUCAAAACAAUGGUGUAUUAUUAAUAAUUUUAGAAAUAUUAUUUCUGAAGAAUGUCAUAGAACAUUACAAUCAUUGGAUUUAUCAGCAGAUGUUGCUGCAAAUUGUUUAGCUUCAUUGGUUCUGAUGGAAAAAACAAGCUCAAAGAAUUUGUUGGAAAAGCUUAUACAGCUUAGAAGUAAAGCUGUUGAGUCAAUUAUCAAAAAUGAAAAUCCUCACAGUGUUAGACAUCGUAUAAAAUUGAGUGUGAAAUUAUUGACUGAUACAAUUUCUCUUGUUCAUUCUUGUUUUAUAAAAACAAGUAAUCAUGAAAAUGGUCUUGUUGAUCAAUAUAUAAAAACAAUAUGUGAUCAAGAAGCAUCAAAAAUGUUAUCACAACUUGAUUUGAAUAAUCAUUUAAUUGAUAAAUAUCUUCCAUCAGUUACUAAAAAUCAUAAACCAUUUGCAAAAGGUGAAUUUACUGAAAUAUCAACAUCUGAAAUACAUGAAAUACUUAAAAAUUGGUUUAAUUGGAUAAAAAAUUUUGCAAAUAAUGAAAUAACAAAAUUGUUAAAUCUUGUAACAUCAGUAAAAGGUAUAUUUAAUAUACGUGAAGAAUCAAUAUUAGUUAAUUUACCAGAAAAUUGGAAUAACAUAUGGAUUGAUUUAUCAAUAACACAAAUAAAUUUUUGGACUGAAUAUUAUCAUCCAUUAUUAACAAAUAGAGUUAAAGAAAUAAUUAAAAUACGAUGGAAUGAUUCAUUGAUAAAUUUAAAAGAACAAAUUAUUGAUUUAUUGUUAAAGUUUAAUAAUGAAAAGUUUGAUUAUCCAGAGCAUGACCUUAGGUGGUUCAUUUGGAAAGAUUCACCAAGUGAUAUACCACAAAAAUUAUCUAAAAACACUGGAGGCAUUGAUGUUAAACGUUCUUUGCUAAUGAAAGCCCGAGGUUAUUCACCAAAUUUAGUUAGUUUGUGUAAAAAUAUUGAUACAAAUCUUCAUACAUUAUUAUUAGAUUUGGAAGAAUAUUUAUAUGAUAAUGAAAAUGUAACAACAAUAACAAUAACAGAAGAUUUACUUAAAAUUAAUUUAUCAUCUGUAUUUGAUAAAUUUAAUGACAGAUCAUUGAUACAAGAAGAAUUACAAAUUAUUAGUGAAUUAAUGAUUGAUGAAUUAAUAAAAUUUAUAAAUGAUAAUUGUAUAAAUAAUUAUCCAAAUUAUGGAAAAUUAAAUAUAAAUAUAAUUUUUAUGGCUAGAUUUUUACAAGCAUUAACAACAUUAUCACCAAAUUUAAAUAAAUGUUUUACAUUAUCAAAAAUAUCUGGUUUAACAAUAACAAAUAUUAAAUGGCAAAAUGUUUGUGAUAAAAUUAAAGAUGAAAGUAUUAAAAUAUGGUCAAUAUAUGCUAAAAAUUAUCGUAAUAAUAUUAAUGAUUAUUUAAAUAAAUAUUUAUUAAAUGAUAAUAUUUAUGGUUUAAAUAUUUCAAAUAUAAUAAAUGAAUGGGAAAAAGUUAUUAUUGAAGAAGAAGCUGAAGAAGGUAAAAGAAUUAAAUCUGAAAUUUAUGUACCAUAUCAACCAUCAGUAUCACUUGAUAAAUUUUUAUCUGAAAUAACAAAAGAGCUUAAUAAAAUUAUACCACAUACUGUACCAAAAAAAGUUUUACAUGAAAUUAUUGAAUAUAUUGUACAAGAGUUAUUCAAGUAUUAUGAUAAAGUUACUAAAAAUGAUAAUUUACGUGAGAAACAAGCAUUUCAAAUAUUACUUGAUAUUAAGUAUGUCACUUUGUUGAUGGUACCAAGAGAAAAUAAAAUACUUGUAGAUAAAUCCCAAGAGAUUGUAAACAAUGUUCUUGCUAAAAUCGAUCCAUUUGAUUCUGAUGUUUUUUAUCCAUUUAUUCAUGCUAAUGUUAAAAAAAGUGUACAAAGAUCAAUGCUAAUAUUUGGAAAUUUGGUGCCUCAAAUGGAACAAUUGCAUUCUGUACUUGGUGCUCGUAGUGAAUUAGGUGAUAAUACUAAAUCAAUAACAGAUCCACCAGGUGUACUUGCACUUUGUAAUGGUGCACCAUGGUUUCCACCACUUGCUGUAACUGUACCAUCAAGAAAUUUACCUCUUAUACCUGUUACAAUACCCGACAAAACUCAGCGAAAAAAAACACCAGUUAAGGAACACAAAAGAAAUGAUUCAACGGGUGCAACAAUAAAGUCUGGUGCUGCUGCAUUUUUUGGUGCAAUGAGUACCGAUUGGUUUGGCACAAGUUAACAUUGAAUUUUAAUAUUUUAUUGUUACAUCAUUCCUCAAAGUUAUAUUGUAUGAAGAAAUAUAUAUAUUUAAUGACAUGGUAAAUUAAUAAUCUUCAAAAUGACUAAUGAGAUCUAACAGACUAAUGGGACAUUCACAGUAUUGAUUUGCACAUUCAGUCUUUCUCUCAGCGUUCACAAUAUCGUCUGGUAAAUUUUCAUUAUAUGAACUUGAAGGUCUUUAUAUAAAAUAAAAGUUAAAAAAUUAAAAAAUUAUUAUCAUUGUUAUUGUUUAAUACAUUGAUAACUUACGUAAAAAUAAUAUGAAGAAUAUCACCAAUAAUACCAUUGUUUAUCAAAGGUGCUAUUGAAGCUUCACAAAUUGCACGAAGUAAACAUUUUUUACCAGGAUAACCAGCACUAAAAUAAUAAAAAAAUAAUUAUAUUAUUUAAUUAAAAAUCAUAAAUAUAUAAAAUCUAAUAAAACAUACUUUUCAAGUUUAUUUUGAAUAACAUCAUAUGCAAAUUUACGAUUAAAAUUUUUAUCUUGUAAAUAAUCAUAAAAAUUAUUGGCUGUUUUAUUAUUUGGAAGUUUAUAAUUUGCUUCAAAAUAAAAUGAUAAUGAUACAGACUUGUCAGGUAUAUCAAUUGGUAAACCAAUAGCAAAAAAAAUCUAAAAUAAAAAAUAAAAUAAUCAUGAGAAAAAAAAAAUAUAUAUUUGUAUCUGGGUUAAUGGUAAAAUGUUUAAUGGCAGGCUUUGAAUAAAUAGCGUAAGGGUUCUUCUAUACUAGUGUAGUAGUGUUUUCUAUAUUAGUCAAUCAAGAAUGAUUGAUAUAGUACCCCCAUUCCACUACCCUCGGGAAAUUCAACAGAGCGUAUAUGCCUCGUGACUGCAAAAGUGACGUUUUUAACUUUUUUGCCACACCCAAAAUUUAUAAAAAAAUAUAAUAAAAAUAAUAUUAAUAAAAA